AUGAAGAAACUCGGUGAGCGGUGGGGCAAUGAUUUAGUCAUCUUGGCCUUUCCAAGUCGUGAAUUCGGAAAGCAGGAAUUUGAAAAGGAUGAAGAUAUCCAGAAGUUUGUUGCGGAAAAGGGGUUCCCUGGUGUUCUUUUGAAGCUGGGAAAGGUGAAGGGGUCAGAAGCGUCUGAGGUCUGGCGAUACAUGAAGGGUGUGACAGGUGCAAAAAAUCCAAUCUGGAACUUCAGGGCCAAGUAUCUUGUCUCUAGAGAUGGAAAUGUCUCCACUCCGAAGGGGAAAUUAGAAGACGCAAUUGCAGCAUUGAUGUAA
Molecule: messenger RNA, 315 nt
Organism: Cylindrotheca closterium
Lineage: Eukaryota; Bacillariophyta; Bacillariophyceae; Bacillariales; Bacillariaceae
Source: the annotation of a GenBank genome assembly